CUGCAAGAUAAUGGAAGAAAGCAACAGCAGCUCUGAAAAAGGGUUUCUUCUUCUGGGAUUUUCUGAUCAGCCCCAACUAGAGAGAAUACUUUUUGUUAUAAUUUUGCUCUUCUACAUCUUAAACCUACUGGGAAACACUGCCAUCAUUUUAGUUUCUUACUUGGACCCCAAACUCCACACUCCAAUGUACUUUUUCCUCAGCAACCUCUCUUGUGUAGACAUCUGCUUCACCACCAGUGUUGCCCCACAGUUGCUGGUUACUAUGAAUAAGAAAGACAAGAACAUGAGCUAUGGCGGAUGUGUGGCCCAGCUCUAUGUAGCCACUGGGCUGGGUUCCUCUGAGUGUAUUCUCCUAGCGGUCAUGGCUUAUGAUCGCUAUGCUGCUGUCUGCCGGCCUCUGCACUACACAGCCAUUGUGCAUCCUCAGCUUUGCGCAUCCCUGGCCAGCACAGCGUGGCUCAGUGGCCUCAUCACCUCCCUUAUUCAGUGCUCCCUUACUAUACAGCUGCCUCUUUGUGGUCAUCGCAAAUUGGACCAUAUUUUUUGUGAGGUGCCAGUGCUCAUAAAACUGGCCUGUGUGGACACAACUUUCAAUGAAGUAGAACUAUUCGUGGCCAGUGUAAUCUUUCUCGUUGUCCCUGUGUCACUCAUCCUAGUCUCCUAUGGCUUUAUAACGCGAGCUGUGUUGAGGAUUAAAUCAACAGCAGGCCGUAGCAAGGCCUUUGGCACUUGCUCCUCCCACCUGCUUGUGGUCAUCAUUUUCUAUGGGACCAUCAUUUUCAUGUACCUUCAGCCAGCUAAAAGUAGCUCCAAAAACCAGGGAAAGUUUGUCUCCCUUUUCUACACCAUAGUCACCCCACUUUUAAACCCCAUUAUCUACACUCUGAGAAACAAAGAUGUGAAAGGGGCCAUGAGGACACUGGUAACGGGAAAUGCUUUCAGUUCAUAA
Molecule: messenger RNA, 949 nt
Organism: Capra hircus (goat)
Lineage: Eukaryota; Metazoa; Chordata; Mammalia; Artiodactyla; Bovidae
Product: olfactory receptor 2G6
Exons: 1
Coding region: 11-949 (312 amino acids)
Biological process (GO): G protein-coupled receptor signaling pathway
Cellular component (GO): membrane
Molecular function (GO): olfactory receptor activity; G protein-coupled receptor activity
Source: RefSeq, a predicted model, not a curated record